Messenger RNA from Ctenocephalides felis (cat flea), 2331 nucleotides. Its product is annotated as KAT8 regulatory NSL complex subunit 2-like. Bases 295 to 2298 code for a protein of 667 amino acids. Lineage: Eukaryota; Metazoa; Arthropoda; Insecta; Siphonaptera; Pulicidae. The transcript is spliced from 10 exons. The record is from RefSeq and is a predicted model, not a curated record. Gene Ontology annotation, cellular component: NSL complex.
CAUACAUUUCAGUGUUCUUAAUCACAUUAGUGAAUAUCAUUAAAUAGUAAUUAUUAAUAAACGCUGCGCGAAAUUUUGAUUGUGCUAGGUUAUGUGUGAACAGAGAUAUACAUGGUGGACUAUAAGUGAGUCGAUAUAAACGAAAACAAAAAAAUAACUUAUUUAAUAUUGUGAUUUUGUUUUGUUGAGAGUGCAAUUGUGCUUUAUAUUUGAAAACUCUUGUUAUAUUUAUAUAAAAACAUUCUGGUCGCAGUACAUAAGUAUUAAUAAAAAUAAAUAUUUGAAGAAGGCACAAUGCAGCAUUCAUACAGAACCCACGAUUCUAAUAAAUCUAUAGACCAACUUGGAACAUCAACCUCGACAUCUCAAUAUCGAUUAUACAGCCAAAAACCACAAGAGGAAAAAGGCUCACAAACUCCGGAAAAAGGUUCAAAAGAUGAUGAUCAAAAUUUAUCUCCAUCUAAAUUAAGAGCUAAAUUGAGAGCCGAACUGGAGCAAAGGGCUAGAUCUUGUUUGCAUGCCGGAUACAAAUGUAGCCGGCCACCAGCUACUCCUGCCAGCGACUAUUGUGCUCUUCACAUUCUGCAGGCAACUGGCAACAAUGACCCCGCCCUGGUGCACUACACCCGUUGUGCCUAUGUCUACUCGGUCAACGGCCGAAGGUGCCCCAAUGCCGCCCCAAAGAAGCGCUCUUUACAAAAUUCGCUGGGCGCUACGGGUCCUACCAGAGCGCCGCAUCAGAUGCAAAAUCAGAGUUACUGCUUCGAACACAGCAGACUCACUCAGCGUUCUCGGACGAAGCAAGUGGCGCGACGAAAGCCCCCACAGGGCUUGGAUUCCGCAUUGUGUGGCUUAUCGCACUAUCUCGUUAAAUCGUCGAAUUUAAAUCCAAUGAAAUCUGAGAAAAGCACAAAUCCAACUGAAAGUAAUCAGUCGUCACAAUACUGGACACCCAAUACUCGAGACAAAGAGGCGGAAAAGGAGAAAGAAACACUUAAAGUUGAAUUAGAUGAAAAUGGAAAGAUUGUUCCAUUGGAUCCAAUGAAAGACGUAGAUCCACAACAAGUUGAAAAAUUGCGACAUCCUUUACAAUAUGCAUCAUCAACUGAGAGCGAGGAUGAGGAACCUAUUAUUUACGGUGAUGUGGACCAAAGCGUUGGAUUUUUAGGAUCUGAUGACGAAUGUUUAGAUGAUUUUACUGGCGAAGAUCCACUCAAACAUGCAGGAAUAUAUACUGCAACAGAAGCUAAUAUGAUACUGCGAAAUAAACUGUCCCGACUUCAAGAUUUAUAUGUAGAUCAGUUUAAAGUUAUGCAACAGGAAUUGAAAAUGAAAAAAAUGAAGUUGAUUCCUGCUCUAAAGAGAGAAUAUGAAACAUUGUGUAGUGUAGAAGAUCAACCUAAAGAUUCUAUGAAGGAGUUAAAUUUAUAUAGAAAGUUGAAGGCUUUCAAACGCUAUAAUAAGAAAUCUGGUGUUGAAGCUAUUUUGUAUGAACGAUCUCUUGAAAGAACAGCUAAGUACAUGGACGGUCACAGUAAAUUCUCUUUACAUAAACCUCAUGGAGGUCAUCAUGGUGGGGGCCCAUCUGCUGGACAAAAGUGCAUAUUUUCAGAAGGUGGCAUCAAAUGUACGGAUAAGCCAAUGCCAUGCACUAAAUAUUGCAAAAGGCAUAUUUUGCAAGAUAAAAGACAGAUUUUAUUCAAGCCCUGUGCCAUGGAAAUAGGAGAUGUUUGCUGUAAAGAGCCCAUAACGGGCAUUCUAGAAAUUGAUACAUGCCCAUUACAUUAUAAAAUUCCGGAGCCCAGAACAUAUAAUAUUCGGAAAGAGGAUUCUGAGUCAGAGAACUCUGAAGAUGAACAGGAUGACCAUAACACUUCUGCAGACAUAAAUUAUAAUUUACACAAUCCAAGUUUAAUGGAUUCAUCGGCUGUGAAUAACUCGCUAAAAGAUUCCAGUAUGGAUUUUUCUUUAUUGGAAAAUGACAUGAAAAAUGAAAGCAUGGAGUCGGCUGAUGAUGAUGAGGUGGAUGUAGUGAAUGAUGGUGAGGUGUCCGCGGAUGAACAAAGGGACUUGUGUUAUGAAAAAAUUGAAAAGGAAUUGAAUGAGCUAGAAGGUUCAAACCAAAUCAACGAAUUGGAGUAUCAGAAAGUUGAAGUGCAAGAAGUGGACAAUCAGCUUGAUGUAUCAACUGAAUUAACUAUUAAUGAAUCUCAUCCGAGUGAAUCAACUGUUUCAGCAUCUGAAACAAGUGUUAUUAUAGAAGCCCUUAGUGAUGAUGUUGAAGUGGAGGAUAUGUGACUUGUACAAAAUAUGAAAGUUAAUGCCCAUAUU